This is a messenger RNA of Hibiscus syriacus, 3036 nucleotides long. Its product is annotated as probable receptor-like protein kinase At5g24010. Lineage: Eukaryota; Viridiplantae; Streptophyta; Magnoliopsida; Malvales; Malvaceae. The record is from RefSeq and is a predicted model, not a curated record. Gene Ontology annotation, cellular component: plasma membrane; plasmodesma. Gene Ontology annotation, molecular function: transmembrane receptor protein tyrosine kinase activity; ATP binding. Gene Ontology annotation, biological process: protein autophosphorylation.
CAACUACUGAAAAUCAAUGGGAAAGUUUCGCUGUGAUAAACCCCAUGACUCUUCAUGUUUGCUUAUUUUUCUGGUAAUUUUCUUCUCAUAUCAGCUGCUUUCUUCAGCAUACACACUUCCAGACCAGUAUUUCAUCAACUGUGGAUCAAAUAUGGACAUAAACGUCAGUUCCCGGACGACCUUCGUCGGCGACUCGAAUUCUGAUUCGGUUUCAUUCACCAAGGGAAGCAGCUUUGUCACAGACAACAGCCAGGCAUCAGACACGCCAUCUCUAUAUCGAACUGCAAGAAUUUUCCGGCACAUGUCUUCAUAUAAGUUCAAAAUCAAUACUAAUGGCACGUACCUGGUACGCCUUCAUUUCUCCAACUCUGCAGAUGUAUCAGCAGCGGUUUUCAAUGUUUCCACUUCUGGUCUUCUUCUCUUGCAUAAUUUCUCCGUCCAAGAACUCGGUGUCGGCUCUACUCUAACAAAGGAAUUCAUUUUCAGAAUUCCUAGAGGCAAAUUGUUAAUCUUCUUUGUACCACAAGGAUCUUCAUUCGCUUUCGUCAAUGCCAUCGAGGUCUUCCCUGCUCCUCCGGAUUUCAUUCUUGAUAAUGCUACGCAGGUUAGUCGGACCAAAAACAACAACGAUUACAAAGGCCUUCUCUCUAUAGCUUUGCGGACGAUUCAUAGAAUUAAUGUUGGAGGCCCUACAAUCACCCCCGAAAAUGAUACUUUGUUAAGAACAUGGCUUCCUGAUGAUAAGUACCUGAAUGAUCCAAACACUGCAAUGAAUAGCCAAGUUUUUGCAGGUGUGAUUAAAUAUUCAGCUAUGGUUAACGAUUUCAUUGCGCCGGAUCAAGUAUACAAGACUUCUAAGGAGAUGAUAAAUGACUCCAAGAUAGUCUGGUCUUAUGAUGUGCCUAGAAAUGCUAAGCACUUGGUUCGGAUUCAUUUCUGCGACAUUAUUAGCCCAGCGCUGAAUUUCAUUAGUUUUUUUCUGUAUAUAAAUAGCGACUUCAGCCUGAAAAUAAAUCCUUAUGAAGAAGUGGUGGAACUGGAAACUCCAUUUUUCAUGGACUUUGUGCUUGAUUCUGAUGAUUCAGGGUUCAUAAACAUCUCCAUAGGGCCAGAUAGUAGUUCCCCUCAGAAAAAUGCCUUUCUAAAUGGCGUUGAGAUUAUGGAAAUGAUGGGGAAAGCUGAUUUGGUUCCUAUGACUGAUAAGUCGAACCAGAUGUCUCCCUCUGUUGUGGUUGGUUCGGUCUUUGGAGGUCUAGUUCUUGUCUGCAUCUUCGGAGGUCUGUUGGUUAUUAGAUCAAAACGUAGGAAGCAGAAACCGGUUGAUCAAACUCUUGAAUGGUCACCAUUACCUGAACUUAAAGGAAGUUCUCACGGUAAUUUGAAGAUGCCUCAACUAUCAACACUAAGCAGAGAGGGAAAUAUUAAUGCUUCCCCUGUUCCUAACCUGAACCUGUGUUUAAGGAUACCAUUUAUUGAGAUUCAGCUGGCGACGAAAAACUUCGAUAAGAAGUUGAAGAUCGGUAAGGGUGGAUUUGGGAAUGUCUAUCGAGGGACUCUCAGGAAUGGCAUGAAAGUGGCGGUGAAACGAAGCGAGCCAGGGUCAGGUCAAGGUUUGCUGGAAUUUCAUACGGAAAUCAUGGUUUUAUCCAAAAUCCGACAUCGUCAUCUUGUGUCUUUGAUCGGAUAUUGUGAUGAAAGGGUUGAGAUGAUACUGGUUUACGAGUUGAUGGAAAAAGGAACUUUGAGGGAUCAUCUAUAUAACACAAAACUACCUUGCUUGUCUUGGAAGCAAAGGCUUGAUAUUUGCAUUGGUGCAGCAAGAGGACUUCAUUACCUCCACAAAGGUGCAUCUGGGGGCAUCAUUCACCGGGACGUAAAGUCGACAAACAUCUUGCUCGAUGACAACCUCGUAGCCAAAGUAGCCGACUUUGGCCUUUCUAGGUCAGGCCCUCUGGAUCAAACACAUGUCAGCACAGGCAUUAAAGGAACUUUUGGCUACCUUGAUCCCGAGUACUUCAAAACACAGCAGCUGACCGAAAAAUCUGAUGUAUAUUCGUUCGGUGUGGUUCUUCUUGAGGUGCUUUGUGCAAGGCCAGCUAUCGAUCCUAAACUUCCAAGAGUGAACCUAGCAGAAUGGGGAAUGCAUUGCAAGAAUAAAGGGUUUCUAGAUCAAAUUGUGGAUCCAUCCAUAAGAUCUCAGAUCAACCCCAACUCAUUAAGAAAAUUUGUAGAGAUAGCAGAGAAAUGUUUGCAAGAUGACGCAUCUGAUAGGCCUACGAUGAGUGAUGUGGCAUGGGACUUGGAGUAUGCUUUAAAGCUUCAGCAAACCGCAGUUGUACAAGAGCCACACAUGGACAGCACGUCGAAUGCUUCCAUUAUGUUAUCGUCGCAUGUCCUUGAACGUUUACCUUCUGCAACUGCCGAAUUCGGGAGAGAUGACAUGUCUAUGUCAAUAGUAAGUGAGAAUGACUCAGAUUCUGUCCCAACAGGAAGUGAAGUUUUCUCCCAAUUGAGAAUUGAAGAUGCCAGAUAAAUGGAAGUUUAUAUUUUUAUUACAUCUGCAGCUACAUAUGUAUACAUUCAGCUACAUAGACAACUUACAUAUAUAAUAUAUGUACCAACGCUAGAGACCAACACUGCAGUCCUGAGAAAUUACAAACCAGAAGAUCGAAAACGAACAUAAAUCCGAAGGAAAGAUUCGUACUAGUGACCAGGGCCUUUUUUGCUCGGUCUGGAAUCCGUAGUUGCCGCUUGCAGCUUCGAUGAAACCCGAUCGCUGUUAUCUUCGGCAGGAUUUGAAGUUGAACCUAUGCUAACAUUUUUAACCUCAGGAAUGGCUUCCUCGGUCGCAUCUCGGGUCUUCUUUGUCGAUUGAAGGGUUCUAGAAGAAGCAACAGAUGGUGAAGGAACAAGCAUGGCGGACACCACCAGAACAAGGCACAAGUAUUGUUUCAUUGUUAAAUGUUAAUGUUGUAAUUCUUGUCCUGUGGUCUCGCAUGUCUUAAUGUCAUAACCGCACCCCUUUGUAUAAUAAAA